This is a messenger RNA of Jatropha curcas, 1071 nucleotides long. It is a transcript of the gene RA-5, whose product is annotated as RAS 5. The record is from RefSeq and is a predicted model, not a curated record. NCBI's taxonomy places the organism in Eukaryota, Viridiplantae, Streptophyta, Magnoliopsida, Malpighiales, Euphorbiaceae. Gene Ontology annotation, molecular function: GTPase activity; GTP binding.
CUGUUCCACUAUUAAAACUUACUGAUCUUCGUCGUUUUCCUCUCUCGUGUUGACCUUGACCGGCCAUAAUCUGAGGCAUACACCGGUGAUAAUAUCGCCGGAGAAAUAUCGGGCUCCGGCACCUAAUCUUCUAUUACAACAUCAGAACCAUGACUCCAGAGUAUGAUUACCUGUUCAAGCUUCUUCUCAUUGGAGAUUCUGGUGUUGGCAAAUCCUGUCUUCUUCUGAGAUUUGCUGAUGAUUCAUAUAUAGAGAGUUACAUAAGCACGAUCGGGGUCGAUUUUAAAAUACGUACUGUGGAGCAAGAUGGGAAGACCAUAAAACUCCAAAUUUGGGAUACUGCUGGACAAGAACGGUUUAGGACGAUCACUAGUAGCUACUACCGAGGGGCACAUGGUAUCAUAGUUGUCUAUGACGUGACAGAUCAAGACAGCUUCAAUAAUGUGAAGCGAUGGCUGAAUGAAAUUGACCGAUAUGCUAGUGAUAAUGUGAACAAGCUUCUGGUUGGAAACAAGAGCGACCUUACUGCAAAUAAAGUUGUAUGCUAUGAAACAGCAAAGGCAUUUGCAGAUGAGAUCGGUAUUCCUUUCAUGGAAACCAGUGCAAAAGAUGCCACUAAUGUGGAACAAGCUUUCAUGGCCAUGGCCGCUGCAAUCAAGGAUAGAAUGGCAAGCCAACCAGCUAUGGACAAUGCGAGACCUCCAACGGUGCAGAUACGAGGACAGCCUGUUGCUCAGAAGAGUGGCUGUUGCUCCUCUUAGGUGAAAAAAGAAGACUUCUGUUGGCUUAUGCAUGACAUGUAAGAUCAUCAAUCUGUUUUCAUUCUCUUGCAAUUAGAAACUUGUUCCAGAUGAAUAUAGAACUGCGACAUGGUCUGUUCUUUGCUUGCAUUUGGGCAAAUGGUUACCAAUCUGUUUGUACAAAUUAGAAAAGCUAAUAGGUAAUUUAUGUUGUUGUUUGUGUCACACCCAUUCUUUUAAAUUGAACGUAGUCUGAUUGUAUGUUUUAGAUUCUGUGGAUAAUGGCAUUCGCCAUGGAAAUGAAAUAGAUGAACUUUUCAUUUAAAUGACA